AUGAAACGUGAUUUUAAUUGUUACACUGUUCACUGUGGACUUUCACCGUUAAAACCAUCUGGAACAGAAAAAAGAUCAGAAGAGCUCUGUAUUGCUAAUUAUAAUAAGGAGUUUUGUAAAGACUGCACUAAAGAGUAUCAGAAGCUAUUGUAUAGUGACCAGCACUAUGGAAGCCCCAAGAGUGUUGACAUCAAAAGUGAAGGAAAACCUCUACAUAAUAACAAAGAAAACCAACAAAUAUUGUGGAGGCAUGUUGGGAAUGCUAGUGAAAUGGACAAUGGAAAGGAAGACAGUGGAUACUCCUCUUUGUUGGCCAGUCAGCACGAGCCCACAGACAAUGACAAUAGUAUGCUACUGGCAGGAAACAUAAGUGAUACACCAAAUCGCAGUCUUAGUCAAAGAAAGAAUUUGCUUCCAGUCCUCCAUUUUGAAGAACUUGUCUGCUCAACUUUGAAAAAAACUAGCAGAAGAAAUCCAAAGACAUGGGCUCUUGUCUUAGAUAAGAUGGUUUCCAAGCAAAGCAUGGGGUUUAUUAAUCUAAUUGGCAAAAAAAUGGGACUAGAUAGAAUGGACAUUCUUGGUGAACUAUUCCAUGGGAAGUUCAGUCAUCUAUUAGCAAGUAUCUUAAGACAUCUCAGUUAUAUGGACUUGAUAAAUGUGGCUAAAGUGAGCACAACAUGGAAGAAAAUUCUGCAGGAUGACAAGUGGGCUUUCCAGAUGUACAACAAAGCACUAAAAUUGACUUUGAAUAACAAUGCAAAGGCCUCCAAACAGGCUGAUACAAGGGAAUAUGCUCUUCACCGAGAACCAUUAACUCAUGUUCAGAAAAUAGCAACUGCACAAAACAGCUCUUCUAAAAAACCAUCCAGAAUCAAGGCAAACAAUCAGAGCUCUUCCUCCUACAGCCGGCAUGCACAGUUUUCUGAGGUUGCUCAGACCUUGAAAAAUACUGAAAGCCUGAAAGUUUGCAGUCGCUGUGGUUCCCCUGCAAAGUAUGAUUCCCAUCUGCAGAGGGCAACAUGCAUCCGUGAAGGCUGUGGUUUUGAUUUUUGCACUAAGUGCUUAUGCAGCUACCAUAGUUCCAAGGACUGUACAAGUGGAAAGUCUGUGAAGCCAUUCUUCAAACUAGGACCCCUUCCUGGUACCAAAAAAAGCAAACAGAAUCUACGGAGGCUAUAAUCUGUGUGAAACAGCCUGUGGCAAUUGUGCCAUAGAGCUUGCUUUGGAAGCCCAGAAGAAGAGUGAACGUGAAUGUACUGACUGAUAAGAAUUUUUUAAAAGAGAAGAAAUAAGAACUUACCUUGGAGCUUUUUCAAUGGGUUAUAUAUAUUUUUUAAAACAAUGUAUGGAACUUGCUUUUCCAAAUGUCUGUCUGCCCUUUUAAAAAGGAUAUUCACCAAAUAUUUUAAACUAUCUGUUAGUUUUAGAGUGGGGGAUGGUGAGCUAGCUUGUCAUUUGGACACGUAGACAGAUAGUGGGAUUAAGUACUAAAAGUGAGGGUAUAAUAAAUGUGUUUUAAGGAAUGAGCUUUAGUUUUAAGAACUGAACUUUUGUUUUAACUGACUUCUUGCCUUUAAAAAAGCUUUUAGGACUUUAUGACAAUGGAUGUGAAAUGUAUUUUUGCUAAUUGUGCAAGAUUACCCUAGUAUUUGCAGUUUGCAAUAUUUAGUAACCAAAUUUUAUCUAAUUAUUUUAAAAGCAUUGGCUGUGACUGAGUCUUAUAACCAGUCUGGUCUUCAUAUGCUGAAACAAUGCUGUUUAUCAUGCCCUCAUUUCAUUACAUCACUGGGCAAAUAUCUAGAUGGCCAGUUAUCCCUUUACCUUUCUUCAAAUCCUGCUUGGAUGUUUCUCUUGUAUAUAUACAUGUAAAUACUUAAAUAUUUGUGUGUCUCUUUAUCCUGAAAAAUAAAUUCAACUUUAUAAAUAAUA
Messenger RNA from Rhineura floridana, 1929 nucleotides. It is a transcript of the gene FBXO5, whose product is annotated as F-box protein 5. The record is from RefSeq and is a predicted model, not a curated record. Gene Ontology annotation, molecular function: protein binding. Gene Ontology annotation, biological process: negative regulation of meiotic nuclear division; regulation of mitotic nuclear division. NCBI's taxonomy places the organism in Eukaryota, Metazoa, Chordata, Lepidosauria, Squamata, Rhineuridae. The coding region runs from base 1 to 1179 and encodes 392 amino acids. Gene Ontology annotation, cellular component: nucleus. The transcript has 4 exons.